Temnothorax curvispinosus is the source of this 3204-nucleotide messenger RNA. RefSeq lists its product as uncharacterized. NCBI's taxonomy places the organism in Eukaryota, Metazoa, Arthropoda, Insecta, Hymenoptera, Formicidae. The transcript is spliced from 10 exons. The record is from RefSeq and is a predicted model, not a curated record. The coding region runs from base 53 to 2812 and encodes 919 amino acids.
AGGAACACCCCGUAGUAUCGUCGAAUCAGUAUAGCGGGGAGCGCUUAACGCGAUGCUACUAUGCAGUAUAUUGCGUGGAGCGCUAUCCGCGUCUUUCGGCACCGUCGUGCAGAUUACGAUCUUCUUACUGCAGAACUCCAAUAUCUCGAGAGUGCUCGCGUCCAUGCCACCAGGAGCCGAAGACGAAGUUAUCCUGAUCGAACAUCUACCGGGACGACGGGUGCAUCUCCAAGAUUUCUUUUGGACCGGCUUGGAAGACGCGCCGCCGUGGGUGGAUCCCAAUCAGGGUUUAACUUAUUACGAGACAAGAACGAUCGUUCACACCGUCACAGUUUAUACCCCGACCGAUGAGAAGGGCCCGCAAGACCCCAUAUCUCCUCAUCGUCCAGAUACUUACAAUCCGGAAUGCGUCACGUGCAUAGAACCGACACCUAGGUUGGACGAUGAUGAGGAUCAGAGCAUCGGGGUCCUUAUCGGAGAUGAUCCAGGCCCAAGGUACUGGCUAUUGACAGUUCUUCGACCAGGUGAAGCCGUACCACCCAAAGUCGAGCUUCGUUUGGCUCGCUUGUAUCGAGCGGCGUUUUCCAGACAGCAGCAACGGCACCUCGGUCUGCUGUCGACGGAUCCACGGUCCCGAAGAGACGCAUUGUUACGCGGCCUUAUUAAUCGAAAGAAUAUACAAGAACGUCUUGGAACUUCGUCCCAAGUGAGAGCCCCGCGAGAAGAGAUUCCCGCAAAUACAACCGAAGCUCAACCAUCCGAAUUAACGGUUGGCACCAUCGGUAAUUUUUCGACUCGCGCAGGAACUGAAGCGAGCGUCCCAAGCUUACAAUUAGUCGACAACAAAUACUUUUCGAACGUCUCGCAAGUCAAAUCUAUGAGAAUGAUCGAAAUCCCCAGGCCGAAAAAGAUGUUGCUGCCGACAUUCGACAUCGACGCAACGACCGAUAAUAACGAAAAAACUGCAAAAGAUGAUUUCGCUCUGAAGAAGAUCAUAAAAACGUUGAAAGGAGAAACAAAAUCCUUGUCCAUACAGAACGAUGAAUCUAUAACCGUCGAUCCGACGCACCUCGGUCCCGAUAGAGUUGACGAUUCCGGCAAACAAUCCCCACCAGAAUUGGUGCCAAAAUUGAAUACUGAUAGCAUCUCCGGAAGCCGAUCUAACGAUAACAAAAAUGCGAGUGCAAAUAUACGCUCGAGAUCGCGUUUCGCGGACGGUUCGAUUCCGGGGGUCGUAAAAGUUAGAAUGCAGAAUACGAGCGUAAUCGAGGGCGGCGCUACGAGAUUGAUCUAUUCGGUUCAUCUCGACGAUAAGCCCGUUCCUGCUGAAACGGCCGCGAGGGAUAUGGCGCUUCUCUCGCCCCAGGAAGUCGCUCUGGAACUCGGUGCACCGGUGAUUAUUCAAAGCGAACCUUAUCUGAAGGAGAGUAGACCUCUAGCAUUAUCGCGGAGGAGAGACGCAUGGCUGCUAAUCGGUGCUGCUGGCGCGGGUGUCGUUUUACUAAUCUUGGUUCUCACUGGCUUGAUCUUGGCUGCCAAAAGAAAAAGGGCGCACAGCGCUGUUGUUGCACCGCCAAAUAAAAGUAUUCUUAAGAAGGAACGCGAAUACGCAGCCACAACGUCCGGUCUCGAUAACGCUGCUUUCUCAACGUCGGAGACAGAAGUCAAGACCGAUGGUACCAGUCAGCGGCAAACUCCGCGGACUUUAUCCCGAACUCCGAUCACGCCCGACACGCCCGACAGUUUGGAAUUAGGCAUUCACGAAGUUUCCAGCGACGACGACGAAGAACCGAGGAAAACUCGCGGUUCGGCCCCUUGGGGUACUCAAGAACACGCAGUUAAGAAAGCAAGAGCGUCUCACGGAAGAAUGGCGAGAGCGAACGCAAUGGACCGAGCCGGGUCACCGGACUCGUUAACCGAUCAUGUAGAGACACUCGAGUCUCUGGAGAACGGUUAUGUGAAACAUAAGGAAGAAUCCACCGCUUCACCGCGAUCUUAUUUAUCAAUGCCAUCGUGCAAGCAGUUUCCUAGUAUGCGUAGCGUAGAACCACUGUCUAGAGUGUUGGAACCCGUCAUGGUCAGGCACUUAGACAUCGAUUCCCCGGAAUUAGUGCGUCACGAUAGAGACGACAAUAUCGACGAUACAUUCCUCGCAAGAACAUCGAGCGCCUCGAAGGAUCCUGGAGCUGUAGGACCGAUUGUUUGGAAUCUUAGCAAGCAGAUAUUCUCUACAGAAGAUUCAACUACUUUAAAGGUAAUGGUACAUCCGAAACGGAUUUCGAUGGAGUGUACCGUCUACCACCCGGACCCGUGGGCCGCGCCAGGAGGAGACUCCACGAGUUGCUCGAGGACUCCUUCAGCCUCUUCGGAAGCAGAGACGUCAAGAUCAAAGAGCCGCAACGACCGCCGCAGCCGCCGAUCUCCGUCGCAUGUACAACGGACACACUCGCGAUACUCUCGGAGACCAGAGGCAAAUCCGCCCACGUCAGGUACAUAUCCUUCUUCUUCUUCUACUUCUUCUUCUAACAGUCCGGUAGCAACGCCAACGAUGGAAAUGAAAACACGACCCCGUACAUCAUUGCCGCGUAGAGGCCUGGACGAGGACAUCCCGGAAACUGGCCAAACUGAAUCGAUUCAUUCUCGCGGUGCCUGGGGCUCAAGGCCACUCAGCGCGGGUCCAUUCCACAGACCGAACUUGCCGGAAGUGGACACCAGGCGUAUAUUAGCGGAUAGCAGGUUACCACCGGAGGAUCCUGCGGUACCUUUGAUUGCGUCAAUCAAAAAAGAACUUGAAAAAUUCUCGCCCCAGUAGAGCCCAGUUACAAGUACAAUAGGAUGCAAUAUCUAUUAGCUUAAGUGCUCGCGAAGUGAUAUACUCUUAAGUCCAAAGACGAUGUAAAUAUUCAAUCAAAUUUUUUCCAUAAAAUUUUAUAACUCGACGUCGAAGUUUUCCAUUAUAUGAACUGUAAUAUGUAGCAAAACAGAACAUUUUACACGUAUCAUAUCUACAUCGAAAGCAUAAACAUUAUAGUAAGAGGUGGAAAAUAAGUCAUGUCAUAGUUUUGUCGUUCAAAGUCAAAUUUGUGCCACCGAAUUUAACUUAUUAAUCAGUCACUGUAUAUAUCAUUACAUUAAACAUAAAAUUUUGUAUUAAGUUUUUGCAAACAGGUUGAAAAAAUUAAUACAAUACUCAUGGAUAGAAAA